Messenger RNA from Durio zibethinus, 2850 nucleotides. RefSeq lists its product as uncharacterized. The record is from RefSeq and is a predicted model, not a curated record. Gene Ontology annotation, molecular function: oxidoreductase activity; methyltransferase activity. Lineage: Eukaryota; Viridiplantae; Streptophyta; Magnoliopsida; Malvales; Malvaceae.
UCUAAAAAUGACAGCAUUAUUUACCCAAAAAAAGGGAAAAAAAUCAGUGUUUUUGGUUGGUUUUUCAACAAAAAUUUUGGGGUCCUAAAAUAUUUAACUUCACAAUGAAAAUGAAGUUUUCCAUCAUUACAAACUUGCAUUGUCUUGAGCUUUUUCCAACUUAAAAUCAAUGCAGGCAGUGAAAGAUGAAGAUAGCAGUGAUUGGAGGUGGGAUUAGUGGCUUGGUAUCAGCUUAUGUUCUUGCCAAGGCAGGUGUGAAUGUGGUGCUUUAUGAGAAGGAAAAUCACUUGGGUGGCCAUGCCAAGACUGUUAACUUUGAAGCUGUUGACUUAGACCUUGGUUUCAUGGUCUUCAAUCGUGUAACAUAUCCAAAUAUGAUGGAGUUCUUUGAGAGUCUUGGAGUUGAUAUGGAGCCAUCUGAUAUGUCAUUCUCAGUAAGCCUGGAUGAAGGCAAAGGCUGUGAAUGGGGCAGCCGAAAUGGUUUGUCAAGCUUGUUUGCACAGAAAAUAAAUGUCUUGAAUCCAUACUUUUGGCAAAUGCUUAGAGAAAUUAUCAAGUUCAAGAAUGAUGUUAUUAGUUAUCUUGAAGUGCUUGAAAACAACCCAGAUGUUGAUCGCAAUGAAACAUUGGGACAGUUCGUCGAGUCACGGGAUUACUCCGAAUUAUUUCAGAAGGCUUAUCUGGUACCAAUAUGUGGUUCAAUAUGGUCCUGCCCUACAGAAAGAGUUAUGGAUUUUUCAGCUUUCUCUAUUCUUUCAUUUUGCUGUAACCAUCAUCUACUUCAGCUCUUUGGACGGCCGCAGUGGAUGACUGUUAGAUGGCGUUCACAUCGCUAUGUCAAUAAGGUCAGAGAAGAGCUGGAGAGUAGAGGUUGUGAAAUAAGAACUGGUUGUGAGGUGCAUUCUGUUUUGAGUGAUGCUCAAGGUUGCACUGUAUUAUGUGGAGAUGACUCUCAAGAAUCACACGAUGGUUGCAUAAUGGCUAUUCAUGCACCAGAUGCUUUGAGAUUGUUAGGAAACCAAGCAACAUUUGACGAAUCGAGAGUUCUUGGUGCUUUCCAAUAUGUGUAUAGUGAUAUUUUUCUUCAUCAUGACAAAAAUUUAAUGCCCAAAAACCCAGCAGCAUGGAGUGCAUGGAAUUUUCUUGGAAGUACAGACAAGAAAGUAUGUUUGACAUACUGGCUCAAUGUGCUUCAGAAUCUUGGAGAAACAAGCCUACCCUUUCUUGUAACUCUCAAUCCAGAUUAUAAGCCACAGCAUACCUUACUUAAGUGGAGAACAGGCCAUCCAGUACCAUCUGUUGCUGCAACAAAAGCUUCACUUGAGCUUGAUCAGAUUCAAGGAAAGAGAGGAAUUUGGUUUUGUGGAGCAUACCAGGGCUAUGGCUUCCAUGAAGACGGAUUAAAGGCUGGUUUGGUUGCUGCAAAUGGUGUGCUGGGAAAAAGUUGUUCCAUUCUGAGCAAUCCAAAACAUAUGGUACCUUCUCUGGUGGAAACAGGGGCACGCCUAUUUGUUACUAGAUUCCUCAGUCAUUUUAUAUCAACUGGCUGUGUGAUUUUAUUGGAGGAAGGUGGCACAAUGUUUACCUUUGAGGGAACUAGCAAAAAAUGUUCUCUAAAAACUGUUAUUAAGGUUCACAAUCCACAAUUUUACUGGAAGGUUAUGACUGAGGCAGAUUUAGGCCUUGCAGAUGCAUAUAUCAAUGGAGAUUUUUCUUUUGUUGAUAAAAAUGAUGGUCUUUUAAAUCUUGUCAUGAUUCUCAUCGCCAACAGAGAUUUGAUUUCUUCCAACUCAAUACUGAGUAAGAAAAGGGGUUGGUGGACACCUUUGUUGUUUACAGCUGGUUUAACAUCAGCAAAGUAUUUCUUCAAGCAUGUCUUAAGGCACAAUACUCUUACACAAGCUCGAAGGAACAUUUCUCGUCAUUACGACUUGAGUAAUGACCUUUUUGCUCUAUUCUUGGAUGAAACAAUGACAUACUCCUGUGCAGUGUUUAAGACAGAAGAUGAAGAUUUGAAAGAUGCACAACAGAGAAAGAUCUCACUUCUGAUUGAAAAAGCUAGAAUUGAUAGUAACCAUGAAAUUCUUGAGAUUGGAUGUGGUUGGGGAAGCUUAGCUAUUGAGGUUGUCAAACAAACUGGAUGCAAAUAUACUGGCAUCACUUUAUCCGAGGAGCAACUAAAAUUUGCAGAAAAGAGAGUGAAGGAAGCUGGACUUCAGGGCAAUAUAAGAUUCCAACUCUGUGACUAUCGACAACUACCUAGCACCAACAAGUAUGAUAGAAUAAUAUCUUGUGAGAUGAUAGAAAAUGUUGGCCAUGAAUACAUGGAAGAAUUCUUCGGUUGCUGUGAAUCUGUGCUGGCAGAAGAUGGACUUCUUGUUUUACAGUUCAUAUCAAUACCAGAAGAACGCUAUGACGAAUACAGGCAAAGUUCAGAUUUUAUCAAGGAAUACAUCUUCCGUGGUGGAUGCCUACCUUCAUUGGCUAGGAUAACAUCAGCCAUGAAUUCUGCAUCCAGACUCUGUGUGGAGCAUGUGGAAAACAUAGGACUUCAUUACUACCAAACACUUAGAUAUUGGAGAAAGAAUUUCUUGGAGAAGCAGAGCAAAAUCCUUGCCUUGGGUUUCAACGAGAAGUUCAUUCGAACCUGGGAAUACUAUUUUGAUUAUUGCGCAGCUGGUUUCAAGUCAAAUACUCUUGGAAAUUACCAGGUUGUAUUUUCACGCCCUGGAAAUGUGGCUGCACUGGGCAACCCAUACAAAGGGUUUCCUUCUGCGUCUUAAUUCUUUUCUACUAAGAGUAGAUAUUGUACCAUUUAAAGUGAAUCACAAUGUUAUGUGGCUCAAUCAG